AUGAGUCUCUCGCAGCGCCCCCCUUCGAGUGCUCUCUUGCCGGCUUCAGCAGAGGUGGAUGAUAACUCUCUUCGGCCACGGAACCGCCGCGUAGCGAGCAACCGGAAUAAUGCAACAUCAUCCUCCCUCUACUCAAGUCCGAGCAGGACCUCAGACAGAGGGGCCUCGCCGAUUCCCGCCGCACGUAUAGGAGAUGUUACUGGGAGGAACGAUUCUAGACUCGAGGUCGCGGCGGGCUCCGCUCGUACAAGUAGCCCCAGGGGUGGCCGUGGUCUGCUCGAUGGCUCGUGGGCUUCAACGUGGGCCUCCGUUCAGGAGUUUACCACAUCACUGCUGACCGGUGGAGAAUCAUAUCAUACCGGGUCAGAAAGGUUGGCAACUCAAACCGCUGGGAAACAAAAGAGCUCCAGCAGUUGGGGUCCCGAACCACCAAACGAGUCGAGGCCACGCUUGGAGGAUGUUGGAUCAGGAUCAUUAACCGAGCGGGAGGGGCGUCUCAGGGCCCUUAGGACAGCAAGUGUACUUGAAAGCCACGAGGGGGUCAAUGGUGGCCUGGAUGUUUCCAGGAGGUUCAAGAAGCGUAAUUCAGACGAGGAUUUGCGAGAAGCUUCUCAGAGUCAGGAAGCAGCGGAGCACCUGGUGUACAUUCACCAUGUACAACCUACCGAUACCUACGCCGGGAUUGUGCUUCGCUACAAGUGCCGUGAAGACGCAUUCCGUAAGGCCAACGGCCUAUGGUCUCGAGACAAUAUUCAGAUACGCAAAUGGCUUGCAAUUCCUGUCGAUGCCUGCGAGAUCAAGGGGCGCCCUUGCGAAGGCCCCUCAUUUUCCGGGGCUCAAGUUGAUUACUUGGCCCGUACGCCGGAAGGAACUGAUCCAUUUGGGCGAGACAACUCCAACAACCGAGAGUUUUUUGGCCCCUCAACCAACGACCAAGGCAGGGACGACACAUUACCAACAAAUGAUGACGAGCGACCAUGGACACAUGUGCGUUGGGUAUCACUCGACUCGUUUCCUAAUCCUGUUGAGGUCGCACGAGUAGAACGUAAGGUUCUGGGAUACUUUCCCCCGCGUCGGAGGAAGAGCAUUAACACCACUUCCACAAUGACGUCGCCUAGGACGUCAAUGGACGUACCGGGUACCACCCUAAGUGGAGAGACCGGUCCUAUGAGUCCCGGCAGCAUAUCUUCUCGCCGAACUAGUCUUAUGGGAAGCCGUCCUAGUCUUGUUGGAGAUGAUGCGCGGCCAGCAUGGAUGAGACGGCCGGGAGGUGUAGGCUCGCUGCGGAAUGUAAGAGCACCCGGGCCCGAGAAGGAUUAUUUCAACACGUGGACAAAUAAACAUCUACCGGGCCUCAACAUUGACUCUCUACCGUCCAUGGCUGUUUUGGGUGCUGAAACUGCCCGCCUCGGUUUCCACGGCGCUGAAGAGCACCCAACUAUUGUGGAGAGUCCUUUUGAAGACGGAGGCGAUGCCUCGAGGCUAAACGGUCAAGGGUCCACCGGCCUCGAUAAAGCAGCUGCGGCGGUCGAGAAUUGGCUACGAGGCGCCUUUGUCAAACGACCAUUAGGAACGCCUUCUUUAGGCGUACCGAAACGAUCGCCUCUUGGGGCAGAAGAAGGCGACCUCAUCGAGCUUACCGACACUAAUAGUGACGAUGAUCGAGGAGGCACUGUCAAUCCUACGUCUAACAAUUUACAGGACACAGGACUGUCGAAUUUUGAAGUCGGUACCUCUGGAAGAAGCGCUACAAUGGGCGGGACCUCGUCUCUGCUCAAUCUCGCGGUCCGAAUGCCGAUUUGCAUCGAAUGCAGACACCCUGUGAAGACGUUAUGGAGGGAGGGCGCAGGUGACAAGUCGACAGGACACAACAUCCGAUUGACGGUGUGCAAGAACUGCGGCCGCUUCUGUGACAAAUAUGUCGAGCAUGACUUUGUCGUACUCUUCAUUGAUCUUGUCUUGAUCAAACCGCAGGUCUAUAGACAUUUACUUCACAACACCUUGAUGAAAGACGAGGAUGAAUUUGCAUACAUGUUCUUCCUUCUCCUCUGUACCCUCUCAACCCUCGCCUUCCACGGCUCCAUCCGUUUCCUCACCUCCAGCCGGUACUCUCCUCUCCACCUCCUCGGCAUUCUCCCGCAGUUCAGCCGGCCCAACUCGGUCUCGACCGCGCUUCUCGUUUCGUCUUCCACCAAGUUAUUCCCCAUCCUGAUGGUAAUAUGGGAAUACGACGUUCCUGCGGCGGCGCGAUCGCUCGGCUGGGCCGUGGUGGCUAACAACGUCGAGGCGCUCAAGAUCUUGCUGGACUGCAACUACGGCGUGGCGACGCUGCUGGCGACGGCGGGCGCGCUGAGCCGGUGGGCCAUGGGAAGGGCGAUCUUAUGGGCGGCUGGGCUGGAUGGCGUGGACUCGGUCGGGGAGCAUAGCGUGGCGGAGGAGGGGAGGGUGUUGGGUUCCCUGUUAAUGUAUGCAAAGGAUUGGCUCGGGAGGCUGGCUGUUGGUUGA
This is a messenger RNA of Neurospora hispaniola, 2505 nucleotides long. RefSeq lists its product as uncharacterized. The record is from RefSeq and is a predicted model, not a curated record. NCBI's taxonomy places the organism in Eukaryota, Fungi, Ascomycota, Sordariomycetes, Sordariales, Sordariaceae. The coding region runs from base 1 to 2505 and encodes 834 amino acids. Gene Ontology annotation, cellular component: Golgi apparatus; cortical endoplasmic reticulum. Gene Ontology annotation, biological process: intracellular sterol transport; regulation of plasma membrane sterol distribution; sterol metabolic process. The transcript has 5 exons.